Molecule: messenger RNA, 345 nt
Organism: Mesorhabditis belari
Lineage: Eukaryota; Metazoa; Nematoda; Chromadorea; Rhabditida; Rhabditidae
Source: the annotation of a GenBank genome assembly
AUGGUGGACAAAGAGGAGGGGAAGGGUUGCUCGGCAAUGGUCAUCGAAAAGAUUUCCCCAGAGGAGUCACGGCGCUCGUGGUUGAGACUGAAAUUUUGUCAGGUCUACUUUCUGCUCGUUUUGGUUGCAGUUUUGGCGUUCGCCAUUCUCAUCUUUUGCAUCGUUUUCGCAGCAAAGCUAAGCCAAAUGAAUAGCCGUUAUGAGAGUAUAGAGGCGAAGACAAAGGGAUUGAUGGAGAUGAAGCAAGGGUUCAACAAUUUCCGAACCGUUGGUUUACUUUUAAAUGGCAACAAUAAUAAUAAGCAAAAGACGGGCGAUGGAGUUCCAUCGGGAGAUGAGUACGCA